Messenger RNA from Patella vulgata (common limpet), 3078 nucleotides. RefSeq names its product transmembrane protein 241. The transcript is spliced from 14 exons. Bases 220 to 1239 code for a protein of 339 amino acids. NCBI's taxonomy places the organism in Eukaryota, Metazoa, Mollusca, Gastropoda, Patellidae. Gene Ontology annotation, molecular function: antiporter activity. The record is from RefSeq and is a predicted model, not a curated record. Gene Ontology annotation, cellular component: Golgi apparatus.
GUCAUUCAAAAGUAAACCCCAAUGCCAGGUGGCGAAGAAGAAAAAUAUAACGGACCUCAUUCACUGAAUGCUAAACUAAAUUCGGUACAAGUAUCGAAGCUCUUACAAAGUAAAAUAAUUAUAACCCAUAAUCUCAGAUAAAAUGUACUAAGCUUACAAGAAAAAGAAUGGAGUAACAAUGACAAGACCAAUUAGAAAAGAGGAAGAUAAGAAAUCACGAUGAUUGUCUCAACGAAUGGGAAAAAGGCUCUCUAUUUAUCAGUCCUAUUUGUUCUUCUGUUUGUUGCCACUAAUUUUGUCAAUAAGUUUGUAUUAUCUGUAUUAAAGUUUACCUAUCCUACCAUUUUCCAAGGAUGGCAGACUUUAGUUGGUGCUGUGAUGAUAAAAAUUCUCAUAUCUGCUGGCAUAAUGGAACCAAUUACCCCAACUCUUAACAGAUCUGAUGUAGCAUUAUGGUUACCUGGUAUGAUGUUGUAUGUUAUAUCUAUUUAUUCAGGUUCUAAAGCAUUAGCUAGUUUGACAAUACCAAUAUAUUUUACACAACAGAAUCUGGUUUUAGUCUUUCGUCAGAUUGCCACCAUGUCAAUCAACAAACAGAUGACAUCAUUAUUUAAUUAUGUUAUGUUAAUGUUAGUUGUUGUGUCUUGUGUUGCUGUCAUUAAAACAGAUCCAAUGUUUAAUGCUGAGGGCUAUUUCUGGGUGUCUAUUCAUGUUGUAUGUAGUGGUUUAAUAGAAAUUUAUACACAAUUAAUAAAUGGCAGAUUAAAAUUAAAUGUCCAUGAUAGACUUUAUUCUUGUUAUAUAUAUAGUGUCAUUAUUUUAGCACCUUCAAGUUAUUUACUUGGGGAUGCGUUAGAAGCUCAGAAAUUUCCUUAUUUAUAUUUUACAAAGUUUUAUAUUGGUUGUAUUAUGAGCGGUGUGUUUGGUAUAUGUUUGAAUUUAUGUGCAAUAAAACUUCAAGAUACCCAGCUUCGAGUUGUAGAGUUAUCAUCUGUAGUAGCUAUUAGUAAGAUUGUUGGGUCGUUGUUAUCAGUGGCUGUAUUUAGAGGUUUAAUAACAGGUACACAUGGGCUCUGGUUAACAGUUAAUCAGCUCUGUGGUUUAGCAGUAUGUGAUCCAAACUUUGACCUUACAACACCUACAAUUAUUAGCCUAUCAGAUACUCCAAAACUAAAGACUGUUGGUUUAAAACGUGAUGCUUUACAGCAAGAUAUGUUACGUAUUGAAAUCCGAAGAUGAAACGAUGUGGUGUUCAAGUAAAACUUUUGGUUUUCGGAUAUGAAUCUCCAUAUUUUGAUAAAAGAGAAUAACAUUCCAUAAGUGUUCAAGAUGGCCACUUUGGCAAUCAUCUCUGUUGGCAUUUUCAUCAACAUCAACAUUAAAAAUGACUUUUAUGUUAUUUGGGAGAAAUUAUUUGUAUUUUUCUCUGUGAAGUUUAAUUUGAAGUACCUUCUAUGUCAGCUUACAUAUAUUGGUGUCAACAUCCUUUGUUGUUUCAGAAUUUAUAAUUUAUAUAGGCAUUAACAGGAUUACAUAACUCAAAAAAGAUUCCACCAUGACUCGCUAAAUUUUAUGUGACGAUAUAUCUUAUUGCAAUAUAUCAGUUUGUUUUGACAGCUCCAGUUUUGAUUAAACCGAUUCUAUGUUGCUGUCGAUUUUAAUAUAGCAUCAGUAAAACGUAUCUGAAGCCUUAUUACUGAAAACCUGAUCUAAAAUAGUUUAAGCAUGCAGCCUUUCCAUUGGCAUGAAGCUAACCUCUAAAACAGGAUUAUGAUGCUGGACCAAUUGAUUUUCUGAAAUACUGCCCAUGAGAAUCUUCUCACUGUUUCCUGUUCAAUUACCAGAAAUACUGGUAAAAUAAACAAAUAGUUGUCUCAUCAUCAGUCACAUGACAUCAUCCACUGAUCAAACUCAUCUCCUGAGAAAACACUCACUUACUUGCCUACCGUCAACUUCAUUUACAAUAGCAAUACUAUUGUUAAGAUCAUUGUACACUAUGUUCAUUUGCACAACUUAAGCAUACCCUGGUACUUAUUUAAAGGGAAAUAAUGAGAAAUCAGCUUUAAGAUAUCCAGCUUAUCCGCUUUUAUCCUAUUGAUUUUCUGUUGAUAUGGCUGAAUAUUGAAUAAUUGGAUAUUGCAUGUACCUUAAGAUAUAGGGUUCAUGCCUCAUGGUUAGCAUUUUAAUGGUUAGAAAUAACUCAAUCAUGUUCAGAAUUCACUAAAAUACUUUAUUGGUUCAAAACACCAAUGACUCAAAACCUUAGCAGCAUUGUACUUUAAAACUUGUACAAAUUAGCAACUUGUAGUGUAAUGUCCAUAUCAGUAAUCUGUAUUUGAAAAGUGCUGUUUUUCAGUAAUUCAAUCCUUCUGCAUAAAUUAAUUUGCAUAUUUUUGUAAAAAUAUGUAUUUUUGGUCGAAUAAAGUAUUCUAGUGAAAUUUGAACAUGAUUGAGUUAUUUUUAGCUUUUUUAGACACUAGGGUUAGUUCUAACCUUAAACGGAUAUCUGCACAGCACCAUGUUGCAAAUCAAACUUAAGAACCUUAAACUUAAAUCAAACAUUUUACGAUUCUACUCAUGUUAAGUAACCUUACAUUGAUAAAGUGUCUAAUGUUAAAUGUAUUUAGACAUAACUGUUUGUACAAGGAGGUCCUGGGCCUAGUUUCUUGUUAUACUUACCAGUUUCAUAGAGUUGUAUAGUAAACUGUUCAGUUUACUUACAUGUAUGUAAGUCUUACAUGUACUGAAAUUGAGAGUACAAGUUUCGGAGAGCUGAAGUAUGUUUCAUAAUGCUCUAGUUACCUACACACAAGUUCAAUAGACUUGUAUAGUAAAAUGUUCAAUGUGCUUUAUUAAGUAGAAUCUUGGUGUCUAAGCCAGUCCCUGAUAAAUCCUUUACUAAUUUUUAUUGUAUCUUUUUAUUGGUGUACUAUAUGUGUACAUGUAUAUAUUAUAUUUGUUGAUGUUAAAAAAAAAUAAAGGUCAGUGUAAGCAGUGGUACAAAAAUAGUGUUUACUUUUAACCAUGUUGAUCAUAACACUAAGAUAAAUCAAAAGAUUAAUUUGCUUUGAUUUAAAG